CAAAUAGGACGAAACGCGCGUCCUCGAUUCCACUGCUAGCCACCAUCCAUCUUUGCUUAUAAUAGAAAGAUUACGUUGCGAAUGUUACCAACUUUAAAAAAAUGCAUUUCCUAAUUUGAAAUUUAUUUACAGUUAAAUAAGACUAAUAAUUUAGUUAAAACGUUGAGUUUAGCACCACUGCAAACACUUGCUUAAAAGUAUUAUUUCGUAGUUAAUAUCACCAUUCACUUGUUGAUAUGUAUUGUAAUUAUUAAAUUAUCGAAUAAAUCAUUCCAACAUUCAUCCUCAUGAAGUAUUGAGAGCGGUAGUUUAUAAUUUUGCCUAUACAAAACAAAACCCACACCAACUACUUCACCUGAUAUCGUAUAUGCAAACAUAUGAUUCUCUUGACAAAAUCUACACGUUUCCAAACUACUUAUCAAAAUAUCAUAAAAUUGUGAAUAUUUUCGACAGCAUGAACCUAUUAUAUAAUCGGAAUAGUACCUAUGUAGUUAAAACAUUCAACUUUUAGCCACUAAAACUCAUACUCGAUAAGUACCCUUCCAUGUCGCAUAAUUGCCUCUCACACUUGUGAUUUGGCUCUAAACCAAGUACAAGAAAAUGUCACUUAGUAAAUCAGUCGACUUAAAUAUAAUUGGGCUUUACUCAAUCAAUUCUUUUAGUCAAUAAUCAUACUGUGUUGUUCUCGUCUUUCAUGUAGCUAACAAUAUUUCGUUGUUAUCAAUGGUAGCUAAUUCAAAACUGCGUAUCGGUACACAUGAUGGACGAUUCCAUGCAGAUGAAAUACUUGCAUGUGCAAUGCUUAAACAUUUACCGGAAUACUCAAAUGCUGAAAUUAUACGCACAAGAGAUUCAAGUAUUUUGUCAACAUGUGAUAUCGUCGUUGACGUUGGCGGUGUAUUCAAUGCUGAAAAUCAUCUAUACGACCAUCAUCAAAGAGAAUUCAACCUUACUUAUAAAGAUUUUUAUCCGAAUUCUGAUUGGGAUAUAAAAUUAAGUAGUGCAGGUUUGAUAUACGUUCAUUUCGGUCGAAAAAUACUAAGUUGUAUACUUGGUAUAGAUGAAAAUACUAUGGAUCCAUUAGUGACGGCACUUUUUGAUAAGAUGUAUAGUUCAUUUAUUGUUGAGAUAGACGCUAUCGAUAAUGGUGUUCCGAUGGCAAUAACACCUUUAAGAUAUUCUAUGAAUACAUCUUUAAGUAGUCGAGUGAAUCGUAUGAAUCCAGCUUGGAAUCAAUUGGAUACAGAUGAAACUGUUUGUUUUCAUAAUGCAUUACAAUUAGUUGAUAAAGAAUUUAUUACAUUAGUUCAUUUCUAUGCUGAUACAUGGUAUCCAGCUCGUGAAAUUGUAUUAAAUGCUGUGAAAAAUCGAUAUUCCAUUGAUUCAUCUGGUACAAUAAUUUAUAUUGAAGGUACUGGAUGUCCUUGGAAUGCACAUUUUUUUGAAAUUGAAAAAUCUUUAUUAUUAAAUAAUGUAAAUGUAAAUGAAAUUGAAAAACAGAAUCAAAUUCUAUUUGUUAUUUAUCAACGUAAAGAUAGUACAUGGACUAUACAAGCUAUACCAUUGAAUGAGCAUAAUAAUUUUUCACAAAGACUUCCUCUACCUGAAAGUUGGAGAGGUUUACGUGAUGAACAGUUAAGUAGUAUUGUUGGGCUGCCUGAUUGUAUAUUUGUACAUUCUACUGGGUUCUUAGGUGUACAUAAAACUCGUGACGGUGUUCUACAAAUGGCAAGAUUAACCAUAAAAAUGAAAGAAAAUCAGUAACUUCUGUUCUCUUUUAUCAUUAUCUGUUUUUAUCCUGGUUCCUAAAGCUAAAAAAUACACGUAUAUGCUUUUUGAAAUCUCCUUCUUUUCAUCUUUUAAAGUAUGAUAGCGGGAGGGGUUUACUAACUGGAUGAUCGAUCUCAAAGUAUAUAAUUGGAACAGUUACUUACUGGUUAAAGCAAUUGGCUUUAACUAAAUGUUUCAACCACAUUCUGUUUACAAUGGCCUAGGCAGUCGGAUAUUAUCACUGAAAUGCACACAAUUCGUAUUAAUUAUCAAAAAAUCAAUUACCAGAUACAUAUUCAUGUAUUUUACAUCAAGACACCCGUAGUGGGCGAGGUAGUGAUACUUAUUUGGUUGUUCAGACUGGAAUGUGUAGGGCGUGAUUCAAGCCUGUAACUACUAAGCUAUCAACCAUUAAGGCGACCAAAUGAACCUGGAGUUCGUUGUCAAGCUACAUUAUUCACAUAACUAGACGACAAGAACUAGAAAGCUGAAGAUCUCAGCUGGGUAUUUAAGUUGGCUUUUUCGUUUCACAUCAAAUUUCCUCAAUAUUGUGUAUUUUGUUAUCUAUCCUGGAGUUGAAUUAAUUGUAAACACUUUUGUCUUAAAACCAUUAAAUUUAGU
Messenger RNA from Schistosoma bovis, 2391 nucleotides. Lineage: Eukaryota; Metazoa; Platyhelminthes; Trematoda; Strigeidida; Schistosomatidae. The record is from the annotation of a GenBank genome assembly.